AAAAAUGCUGAAAGGUGCAGAUGAUGUUGUUAUGGAACAUGAGGACUCUGCUUCCCAACAUGGAGAAAUGACAAGCUGGGAUAUCAAUGACAUCAAACUUCCCCAGGAUGUAAGACAGAUAGAUGGAUUUCAAGAAUGGCCAGAUUCCUACGUAAAGCAUAUCUAUAGCUCAGAAGAUAAAAAUGCCCAGAGGCACCACAGCAGCUGGGCAAUGAGAAACACCAACAACCACAAUUCUCGCAUCUUAAAAAAGUCCUGCCUCGGAGUGGUGGUCUGUGGCAACAACUGCUCGACCUUGGAUGGGAGGAAGAUCUACUUAAGACCAGCCAUAUGUGAUAAAGCAAGGCAAAAACAACAGCGGAAAUGCUGUCCAAACUGCAAUGGGCCCCUGAGGCUCCUUUCCUGCCGAGGCCAUGGGGGUUACCCAGUUACCAACUUCUGGAGGCAUGAAGGACAAUUCAUAUUUUUUCAGUCCAAAGGAGCUCAUGACCAUCCACGUCCAGAAACAAAAUUAGAAGCAGAAGCAAGAAGAUCAACCCAAAAAGCACAGACAGCUUUUUCUCCGUCUUGUCCAAGAUUAAAAAGAAUACAGGAACUUGAGUCUCUGACAGGUGCAGUGCCGACGCGGGAGGCUUUGCCUCUGCUUCUUUCCAAGCCAGACACUGACACGUCCCUGCUACCGGAUCAUUUCAGGGGACACAUAAGCAAAAGCUCACGGGAGCCGGUGCUGGGCAGCUGCUCCGGGUGGCUGCCAUGCUCCAGGGCUGAGGAGGAUGGGGGCUCCAGAGAGGUGCUGGCCUGGAGCAGGAGCCCAGCCCUCGGGAGCAGCACCAGUGCCGGGAGGCCUGACAGCGGCCCUGCUGUCCCCUGCACAGCCCCUUCCCCCCAGCACUGCACCCACCCCAGCACCCCACACACCCUGCCCAUGGAGAAGGAUGGACAUGGCCCCUUCAGGCAUAGCACUGGUCCCUUGGGGGAUGGAUCCUGUGAGGACAAAUCCCCGCUGGCCUACAACGGCUGCUGCCUCCCUCCCCUGCCCUACCCUGCACCUCAGGAAGGUCCCUGCCCCAUGGCGAGUGGGGCACAGCACCACCAACAGCUCUCAGUGCCUCCGAGGGGAAAUGAAGGACAUGAUGGUGAGGGAGGGCGCCACGUGGGUCUCAACUACUGCAACGACGGCAUGUUUUUUAACCUGUACCCAUUACGAUGACUGGCUUUAAAUGUCCUCUCCGCCCCCUCUUUUGGCAACAGGCCUAAUU
Neopsephotus bourkii (Bourke's parrot) is the source of this 1259-nucleotide messenger RNA. It is a transcript of the gene GCM1, whose product is annotated as glial cells missing transcription factor 1. The transcript is spliced from 5 exons. Gene Ontology annotation, molecular function: DNA-binding transcription activator activity, RNA polymerase II-specific; RNA polymerase II cis-regulatory region sequence-specific DNA binding. Gene Ontology annotation, cellular component: nucleus. Gene Ontology annotation, biological process: regulation of transcription by RNA polymerase II; gliogenesis. The record is from RefSeq and is a predicted model, not a curated record. The coding region runs from base 5 to 1210 and encodes 401 amino acids. Lineage: Eukaryota; Metazoa; Chordata; Aves; Psittaciformes; Psittacidae.